Messenger RNA from Calidris pugnax (ruff), 3445 nucleotides. It is a transcript of the gene CDH22, whose product is annotated as cadherin 22, type 2. Gene Ontology annotation, cellular component: catenin complex; adherens junction; plasma membrane. The coding region runs from base 1028 to 3445 and encodes 805 amino acids. NCBI's taxonomy places the organism in Eukaryota, Metazoa, Chordata, Aves, Charadriiformes, Scolopacidae. Gene Ontology annotation, biological process: calcium-dependent cell-cell adhesion; adherens junction organization; homophilic cell-cell adhesion. The record is from RefSeq and is a predicted model, not a curated record. Gene Ontology annotation, molecular function: calcium ion binding; cadherin binding. The transcript has 12 exons.
GCGAAGGAAGCGAGGGGGAGGAAGGCGGCUCUCGCCGCACAUGCAUCCCCAGCCACACACCCCGCCGCCCGCGCCCCGCCUCGCUCCGCACUCGCCCGGUGCCGGCUCCGCUCGCCACCGCCUCCCGUCGCGCCGGGGCUGCCAUCCGCCGCGGGCCGGGGGCUCCGAAGCUGCCGCCGUAUCCCCUCCCCGCCCGGCUACCGGGGCUCCGUGCCCGGGGAUGCCGCGGGAGGCCGAGAGCCCCGCUCGGGGGGGCCGCCGCGGCCGCCGCCCCAGGCUCCUGGGGAUGCUGCCGGCUGCCCUGCGCCUCCCUGUGUGAUCCCCCAGAGGAUGGACGCGACUGGCAUCAGCUGGGCAAAAGAUCCUUCGCCGGGUGCUGGGAUGUCAUCCCCCUGGAGAUGGGAGUUACAAAUGGGCUUGUGAACUGCACGUGUGGCACCUGUGCCAGUGCCUGUGCUGCUGGAUCCUUGGCACAGUAGUCCGUGGCCACGUGGGACAGGCGAGACGUUGGCUACAGCAGCUCAUCCUCUUGACUUCUCUGGGAAACCGUGUGGAAAAGCUUCCCUUUGCUUCCUGUGGAUGACGGUGGUGGGUGCCCGUGCCCCGCACGUGGCUGGGGAGCUUCCUGCCCGCUGGAGGGGUGGGCAGUGGGCUCUGUGGGACCCCGCUCCCCAGCGAGACCAACGGUGGCGGAGCACGGAGCCCUGCAGCUCUGUCCCCGGGGACAAAUGCCAGCUGCCAGACUCUUCUCUGGAGACCCAGGAGCAGCCUGUGAGGCACCAGCGCUGACGGCUCCCGCGCUAGCAGCGGGUGGUCCAGGACGCUUGUUGUCACAGAUGUGACUCCAGCUGCUGGGACAGCAGUGCUCCAGCUGCAGGACAACGGCAUGCAGCAGGGAUGGGGAUGCUCUGCGCUGACCGGUGAGCCCCACGCUGCUUGUGUGGACUUUUCUCCUCCUCCUCCUCUUCCCUAAAGGAUGCUAAUUGCCCCUCCAAAAGCUACUGCUCAUGCAGCCUCCUAGAGUGCAAUGGCGAAGGGUCUGCAGGGCUUCUCGUGGACCAUGCUGCUGCUGUUCUGCGCCAUCCAGGAGCUGGGGGCCUGGGCCAUGCACGCUGCAGUGGAGAGCCCUGGCCUCGGGCAACCGGGGGACCCUGCGCUGCUGGCCGGCGGGCGAGUGAAGCGUGGCUGGGUCUGGAAUCAAUUCUUUGUGGUGGAGGAGUACACAGGCACGGAGCCGCUGUACGUGGGGAAGAUCCACUCGGACUCGGAUGAGGGGGACGGCUCCAUCAAGUACACUAUCUCCGGGGAGGGCGCAGGGACUAUCUUCCUCAUCGAUGAGAUCACAGGUGACAUCCACGCCACCGAGCGCCUGGACCGGGAGCAGAAGACCUUCUACACCCUGCGGGCUCAGGCCCGUGACCGGCAGACGGACCAGCUGCUGGAGCCUGAGUCAGAGUUCAUCAUCAAGGUGCAGGACAUCAACGACAGCGAGCCACGCUUCCUGGAGGGGCCCUACAUCGGCAGCGUGGCCGAGCUGUCCCCCAUCGGCACCUCCGUGAUGCAGGUGAUGGCGUCUGACGCUGAUGACCCCACGUACGGGAGCAGCGCCCGGGUAGUCUACAGCGUGCUGGAGGGCGAGCAGCACUUCACUGUGGACAGUAAAACAGGUGUGAUCCGGACAGCCGUAGCUGACCUGGACCGUGAGACACAGGACCGGUAUGAGGUGGUGAUCCGCGCAACGGACAUGGCGGGACAGCUGGGUGGCCUGUCUGGAUCCACCACAGUCACCAUCGUAGUCACUGAUGUCAACGACAACCCACCACGCUUCCCUCAGAAGAUGUAUCAGUUCAGCAUUGUUGAAACUGCCCCCGUGGGCACAGCCAUCGGGAGGGUGAAGGCAGAGGACUCUGACGUCGGGGAGAACACAGACAUGACAUAUCAGGUGAAGGAUGAGGAAGGAGUGGAGAUGUUCAAAGUCACCACAGACAGCAAUACCCAAGAGGCUGUCAUCUCCAUACAGAAGCCUCUCGACUACGAGUCAAAAAAAGUGCACACUGUUGUGGUGGAAGCCCUCAACAAGUUCGUGGACCCACGGUUUGUGGACCUGGGCACCUUCCGGGACCAGACCAUCGUGCGGGUCUCGGUGCUGGACGUCGAUGAGCCCCCCGAGUUCCGGCCCCCCUCCAACCUGAUGGAGGUCCAGGAGGACGCGCUUGUUGGUUCUGUCGUGGGGAUUGUCACCGCCCUUGACCCGGACACAGCAAACCAUCCUGUCCGGUACGCCAUCGACCGCAGCACGGACACGGAGAGGAUCUUUGACAUCGAUGCCAACACGGGUGCCAUUGUGACAGGAAAGGUCCUGGACCGGGAGACAGCAGGGUGGCACAACAUCACGGUCCUGGCGAUGGAAGCAGAUAAUCACUCCCAGGUAUCGAGAGCCUCUCUCCGUAUCCGUAUCCUGGAUGUGAACGACAACCCGCCCGAGCUUGCCACCCCCUAUGAAGCUGCUGUGUGUGAGGAUGCCAAGCCAGGCCAGCUGAUCCAGACAAUAAGCGUUGUGGACCGUGAUGAGCCUCAGAGUGGCCAUCGUUUCUACUUCACGCUGGCACCUGAAGCCACAAACAACCACCAUUUUUCUCUGCUGGAUAUUAAGGACAACACGGCUGCGGUGCACACGCAGAGAGUGGGCUUCAAUCGGCAGGAGCAGGACGUGUACCUGCUCCCCAUUUUAGUGGUGGACAGUGGCCCCCCAGCCCUCAGCAGCACGGGGACUCUGACCAUCCGCAUCUGCGGCUGCGACAGCAACGGGGCCAUCCAGUCCUGCAACAGCACAGCCUACGUCGUGUCGGCCACGCUGAGCCCCGGUGCCCUCAUCGCACUGCUGGUCUGCAUCCUCAUUCUGGUCGUGCUGGUCCUUCUGAUCCUCACGCUGAAGCGGCACCACAAAAGCCACCUGACAUCCGAGGAUGACGAGGACAUGAGGGACAAUGUCAUCAAAUACAAUGACGAAGGGGGUGGCGAGCAGGACACAGAGGCCUAUGACAUGUCAGCCCUGCGCAGCCUCUACGACUUCAGUGAGAUCAAAGGUGGUGAUGGAGGUGGGGGGCCGGGAGAGGGGAUCCCGAGCGGAAACCCGGCCUCCGAGCUCCAUGCCCUCCCGCAGUGGGUGCAGAGCCCAGACCUAGACUUCUCCGUGUUCAGAGACUAUAUCUGCAAGAAGGUGGAGCAGGCGGACGAGGACCUCUCAGUGCCGCCCUACGACUCCUUCCAGACCUACGCCUUCGAGGGCUCGGACUCCCCCGUGCCCUCCCUGAGCUCCAUCAACACCUGGUCCAGUGGCUCGGAGCAGGACUUCUCCUACCUGGGGGUCUGGGGGCCACGUUUCCGCCAGCUGGCAGCGCUCUACGCUGGGCGCAGGGGCGAGGAGGACAGCGAGGAGUCCUAG